AUGGAUCUAGCCAGUCUCACGAGACCUGCGAUUCUGACCCAGUGUAUUCGAUGCUCCAGCUCACUGGCCGUGCUGGAGAAUGAAUGGGCCAAGUUGUCCAAUUCAUAUUCCAUUGCGGCAGCAUGGCAGAGUGUGAAUCUCCACCGCAUCUCCGUCUCUUCGGAGCGGAAGCAGAUUCCACAGACAUCCGACAUGAGUAUGCUUCGGGGGCGCAUAAUACAGGAAAUAACCUGCAAGUUGUGUCAGCAGAAACUAGGUGUCCUCUGCGGUCUGGAUAAUGGAACGAAUAUCCUAUGGAAAAUGUCCAAGGUGUCGUUUAGGGAGAUUGUAACCAUGCGCACCGCCGAACCUAUUUUCAAAGACGAGGCACUCGAGCGUCUAUGUCCCCCGAAAGAACCCCCCGCCGAGAACGCAAUUCCAUACAAGAAGGAGCCUUGGUGCCUUCGGGCUCUCGGAACUUCCAUUCGUUGGAUCCCUCGAUGCAACAACAAAUGCAACAUCAAGGACGGACACUCCUUUACAUCACUCCGCAUUGAAUUGAAUGGUCCAAAUCGACAUCCGGGAGAACAUGGACCGAACAGUGGCCCCGGAUUUGAUAUGAUUGCCACCGUUUUGAAGGAGCUGAAGUCGAAAUCGGACGAGAUUGAGAAAUUAAAGCUAGAGAUUGAGGCGUUGAAGCUGAAGAACCGCUUCAUGGAGGACCGCAGACCCUCUGAUCAUUACAGUUCUCAAAUGAACGUCCAAUUGCCAGAGGUGAAGAGCCCCGGACUGCUGCAGGCAGGACGGAAACGCGCCUGGCCCGAUGCUUUCUCGAAUGGGCGACACGACCAGGUUGCAGAUUCAUUCGAUGAGGAGGAAAUGGUGGAUGACUUCUCCCUUGCCGACCUGCCUAUUCACCCAGCCCGAGCUCCACUCAAAGACUCCCAAGCAACCGAGGAUGGCCACAGAUAUGGUCAACUUUCUACAUCACCCCCGCUGCGUAUAGAAAGCCGCCGACAAAGUCUAAGCGCUGCAUCAAAUACACCUCAGGGGCAAUUUAUCAACCCAGAUCAGAGUCCAGCUAAGCGACAGCGAAUCACCCAACCAGUGGCAGAUGCACCCAAUCCUGCACCCAGUUCCACAAGGGGAAGAGGUCGGCCUAGAAAGUCUGUGAGCCACUCUAAUCUCAAAACACCCCAUACCGCACCGCCUUCCCAGCAGCUAGUCAGAGAAAUGAACGACACCUCUGAGACGAGCCCGGUAACGAUUCCUAGAGGUCGGGGCCGCCCUCGGCGCAGUGUUCGUCCACACUCCGUGGGACCGUCGGGGCUCAAGGACCAAACGGAAUCAGUGGACACAAACCAGACUCCCCAAGAUUCCAGAGAGAAUCGGACCAAUAGUGAUUCACAGAAGAACGGCGAUACCUCAAACAUGACCUCCAACGGAAUCCAUAACUCCGAUUUCAAUGGCAAUGAGGAGGUUGUGUUAGAGGAGCAGCGCAGAGCAAAGGUCGCGGCGCGGGACGUCAUGACCAAGCUGGCUUUGGAGCGUGAGGAGGCGAUGGAAACAGAUAACUCGCGAUGA
Messenger RNA from Penicillium atrosanguineum, 1563 nucleotides. RefSeq lists its product as uncharacterized. Lineage: Eukaryota; Fungi; Ascomycota; Eurotiomycetes; Eurotiales; Aspergillaceae. The record is from RefSeq and is a predicted model, not a curated record. The transcript has 3 exons. Bases 1 to 1563 code for a protein of 520 amino acids.